Molecule: messenger RNA, 2404 nt
Organism: Zingiber officinale
Lineage: Eukaryota; Viridiplantae; Streptophyta; Magnoliopsida; Zingiberales; Zingiberaceae
Product: protein PTST homolog 2, chloroplastic-like
Exons: 9
Coding region: 281-1906 (541 amino acids)
Source: RefSeq, a predicted model, not a curated record
GACUAGAGAUCUUCACUUUGUCGCCUGCCCCCGAUCCAUUCCCUUAUCCACAGAAGCCUCCUUAUCUUCUUCUUCCAGCUCUUCCUCCUCCUGGCCAUUUCCACAAGCACAUUGCCUUCCUUUCCCCUCCCGUCGUCGCUUUCUCGCCUUCUUUGUCUCGUCACUCGUGCCCACGUUGCCUCUCUUGUCAAGGAAGCAAGCUCUAAAGGCGCGACCUUUGCCGGACAGCCGUCCUCUUUAUAAAUUUCAAGGCUCGCGGCUAGUGGGGCGAUGCAGCGACAUGUCUUUCAUCCUCCCCUCUAUCCCUAAACCCAGAUUCCGGCCUCAAUUUGGUCCCGGCAUCGAUUCUUUGUCGGUUUCCGGCCCGCGCAGGCGCCGAGUUCGUUGUGGUCUAAUUGCCAAAAUCGCACCUUUAGCAGUUUCCGUUCCGGCUGGAAUUUGUUGCGGUGCGAGCGUCAAGAUCGAGUCUUUUGGACUUUUCGAGGGCUCGAGGACGAGAGUUUUUGGUAGGAGAAAGAAGAGGAAAGAGGCGGCGGAUGCAUUCGAGGCAGGUAAGAGGAGUGCGAACGUGGAAGCUGAGAUUUACGAAUUCAUGCAAAACUCAGCGAAGCCGACAGAUUUUCCUACCAAGCUGGAGCUCGUCGCGGCUGGGAGGGCAGAUUUAGUGGAGGCUGUGGUAGCUCAGGGCGGAUGGCUCGCUUUUGGCUGGGACCUCGAUGACAAUGAGGUGGAGUUUCCCAUUGACGAGGGCGUUACUGUAACUGUUCUGCCAAGCAAAAGUGAAGCUGCAGAAGAUGGUAGAGUCUACCAAGAGAGGGUUUCUAAUGGCUCCGACGACUGCCCUUCCACACCAUCUUCUUCAGGAAGAACAUUGGAGACAGCGGAGCAGGAAGAGGGUGGUGGGGUUGAGGGAAUAUUGAGCAGGCUGAAAAAAGAAAGGAACUUGUCUUUGAUAACAAGUGGGAAGGUAGUGAAUGGUCUGGAUUCAUACACAAAACCUAUAGUCGAUCGAGACGGUACAAAAUUAGUUGCUCGUAAACUUGAUAUUCAGAGUAAUGCAGGAAAUACUAGAUCCAAGUCAUCAGAAUCUCAAAUGGUCGAGGCAAAUAAUACGAAAUUCAAAGUUGUCAAUGGCACAAAAGGUGCAUUUCCUGACACGUGGAGGAAUUGGAGUCUUCAAAGAGCUGGCUUUUCUUUGACGGACUUUGAAGCUGCUGAGAUUGUCCCCAAUGACGAUGGAAGGCUCUCAGAAGAGCACUGUUUAGAUGUUGAAGCUUCUAGUAAUGAGUUUCAUAAACAAGCGCAGAACAACAUGUCUUAUAAAGGAAGAGAUGAAGUGGUAGUGGACAAAAGUAAGAUACUUGCACGUCUUCAGCGAUUGGAGGAGGAUCUUAACUCUGCUGCUCACAUAUUACAAGCUAGAGUCAAUGGUGCUACUUCCCAAAAGCACCAAGAAAACUCAUUAGAUGAGCUGCAUAGUCUUUCUGAUGUUUGGGAAUUCCAAGAAACUGAAAUUAUGAAAGCUCGAGAUAAGUUGAGGUCUAUUCGAGCAAAAUUGACUGUUAUAGAUGGAAAACUGUCACUCGAGAUCAGAGAAGCACAGAAAAUAGCCGAAGAGAAACAAAGUAGUAUUACUGCUGCUCAAAUGGCUUUGUCACUCCUUCGUACAACCUGUAUUGUCUGGCCUAAUUCUGCUUCAGAGGUUUUACUUGUGGGAUCUUUUGAUGGAUGGGCUAAUCAGAGAAGGAUGGAACGAUCAAACUCAGGCAUCUUCUCUUUGCAGCUAAAGUUGUACCCUGGAAGAUAUGAGAUCAAGUUCAUUGUUGAUGGUGUAUGGAAAAUUGAUCCAUUGCGCCCUACUGCGCACAACAAUGGUCACGAGAAUAAUCUCCUCAUGGUCGAUUGAAGUUCAUGUUCCCGGAUUAUCUCUAUCCUUACAAACAUUUACGAGAACAUAUUGGAACUUACUAUCACAAAAUCAAGAUAGUGAGUCGCAUGGACGAGUGGAAAAAAACUCUUUAUGAUGGUGUAAGCUAAAUAAUCAGAUACAUCUCGUGGCUGUGCGCGCCGAAGAAUCUAAGUGAACCUCAACAAUUGCAGCGCUGCAAAAUCAGAUGAAGGCAUUUGUUCCUAUGGAUCUUUCAACUUACACCAAUGGUUUGUGUGUUGCUACCUUCUGGUAUCACUGUGCAUGUUGACUGAAGACAUUGUUAUCGCCUUAUAUUGUGUGCAUGUCUACUCAUCCUCUUGUGUGCAUGCCUACUGAUCCUCUUACAACCACGUUACGACUGCUCUAGCAAGAUGUAAAUUUUUUAUAUGGAAUCUUGUAAAACUAAAUGAGCAACUCAAUAAGCUCAAUAAUGUAGAUUAAAAGUUGUAAUACAUCAAGCUCCAUAAGUUCAAA